Molecule: messenger RNA, 2888 nt
Organism: Protopterus annectens (West African lungfish)
Lineage: Eukaryota; Metazoa; Chordata; Ceratodontiformes; Protopteridae
Gene: SLC37A3
Product: solute carrier family 37 member 3
Exons: 16
Coding region: 393-1916 (507 amino acids)
Biological process (GO): transmembrane transport
Cellular component (GO): endoplasmic reticulum membrane
Molecular function (GO): transmembrane transporter activity
Source: RefSeq, a predicted model, not a curated record
GAAACUACAACUCCCAGCGACGAUCAUGCUUACUUCUUACAAGGUCAGAGGUGACAGGCAAGUUUGGAGAGGGCCAUUUGCUUGAGAAUGACAGAAAAUAAAAAUAUAUGUAAGAAAAUGAAAUUGUGAGACCCUCGGGGCAUCCUUCCCAAAACUGCUUUGUAUGGGGCAUGUGGAACAUUUAGCAUCUGCGAAUGUUGUCUUCCUUCCUUCCUGCUGUAUUCCUUUAACAUUCCGUUUUGCCUUUCACAUCGUAAUGGGUCGUGGAGUAUUAACCAGCUACAUCAGUCAGCAGUAAUGUCAUCUGAAUUCAGGUCCAAUGACAACAAGGCUUUUGGCACCGUAACCUGGACACCUGCUUAGCUGUAAGCCAUUUGAAGGAAUCCUUAGCGAUGGAUGCAACAUCUCGUCCUGUUAGAUGGUUUGAUUGUAGGGCACACCUCUCGCAUUAUACGCAUCAUCACUUUGUAGUCUUCCUUCUCACGUUUUCUAGUUAUGCUUUGCUUCACUCAUCAAGAAAGACUUUUAGCAAUGUGAAGGUCAGCCUUUCUAAUCAGUGGACUCCAGCUAUUCAGAAUGCAUCUGUUCCUGAAUUCUACCCUGAAGAGGUAUGGGCCACCAACCAUUUGUUCCUGAACACAGAAGGAGCAACACUCUUCCUGGGUGUGCUAGACACUGUCUUUCUUUUUGCAUAUGCUGUGGGUUUAUAUAUAAGUGGAAUUGUUGGAGAUCGUCUGAACUUGCGAUUUGUCCUUUCCUUUGGGAUGUGCUCCUCAGCAGUUGUGGUUUUUGUGUUUGGUACUGUUACAGAAUGGCUACAUUUUUACAACAAAUACUUCUAUUGCAGUCUCUGGAUUCUGAAUGGCCUCUUACAGUCCACCUGCUGGCCUUGUGUUGUUGCUGUCAUGGGAAACUGGUUUGGAAAAGCAGGACGUGGAUUUGUGUUUGGCUUAUGGAGUGCUUGUGCAUCUGUUGGCAACAUUCUGGGAGCUUUUCUCGCCUCUUCUGUAUUGAAGUAUGGUUAUGAGUAUGCUUUCUUAGUGACGUCAUCUGUGCAGUUUGCUGGAGGAAUGUUUGUCUUCUUUGGUCUUCUCAGUUCUCCUAAGGAAGUAGGCCUCCCUGAGCCCACUGAAGAAGAUGAAAGUGAGGACAGAGAUGCUCAGAGGCCACUGAUGAGUGACACUGAAGAAGAGACAGAGGCUGAGGAUGAAAAAAAUUACUCUGUCCAAGUCUCUGAUUCAGUGAAACGACUGCAACAUCAACCCCAAGCUAUAGGAUUCUUUCAGGCUCUCUGCCUUCCUGGAGUUGUGCUGUACUCCCUGGCUUAUGCAUGCCUCAAACUGGUAAAUUAUUCUUUCUUCUUCUGGCUUCCAUUCUACCUGAGCAACAACUUUCACUGGCAAGAGGCAGAAGCUGACCGUCUCUCCAUCUGGUACGAUGUUGGAGGAAUUAUAGGUGGCAGCAUCCAAGGGUUGAUUUCUGAUAUCCUACGUAAACGAGCACCGGUGCUGGCAGUUAGCCUUUUGUUAGCAGUGGCUUCCCUAACUGGAUACAGUCAUUCUCCAAAUGACAAAGUGAUAAAUGCUGUCAUAAUGGCUGUAACAGGCUUCUUUAUCGGUGGACCAUCCAACAUGAUAAGUUCUGCAAUUUCCGCUGACCUUGGGCGUCAGGAGCAUAUCAGAGGAAGCAAGGAGGCUCUAGCAACAGUCACUGGAAUCGUUGAUGGAACAGGAAGUGUUGGAGCUGCAGUUGGACAGUACCUAGUGUCCCUGAUCCAAAAUCAAUUGGGCUGGAUGUGGGUUUUCUACUUCUUCAUCCUGAUGACAAGUUUGUCCAUUCUUUGCAUCUCCCCACUUAUACUGAAAGAGACCCGCUUGCUCUUUCAUGAAAGAUGUGCACAUCAUGUGAGAACGUGACCCAUGGACAUGAAAAGAAUGAUCUAACAGCAGUUAAUUUACAAGUGUUAACCAGAGUUCAACUUAAAAGCAGGAACUGUGAAGUCUGUUUUAGAGGUCUAUCAAAUGUAUCCCAGAAAGUCAGCUGUUUUUUCCCCUUUUCAGCAAGUGAAGACUGGUAUAAUUUAUCAAAUUUUUAGUGUCAUAAGACUGAGUUGUUUACAAAAAUCUUUAUUAUUCCUCUUGAAUUUUUAAAACAUUUCUGCUUUGUUUAAUCAGAUAACAGAACAAAAGUGAAAUCAGAAUUUGCACUGAGAGCACUUACACAAGAAUGGGUUAUAACUCAUUUCUGCAGCAGUGAUAAGGGCUCUACCUUGGUCACUUUACAACUACAUUGUGGGUGAGAAUAAUGUUUAUAGAUGGUCAUCACGUGUGUGACAAUUUCUGUAGCAUCAUGUAAAGAUCAAGUCAAUGGCAAAGACAGGGUUCAGGCACACAAUUCUCUUCAGUCAUAGCUGUUUUAGAUAUUAAGUAUUUAGUAAUUGUAUAUUUUAAUAUUUAUUGUGUUCUACUUGUGAAAGGAACAUAAGCCUUAUGGUUGAAUGCUAAAGUAAGAGGAGACCACAGAAUUUGUAAGUAAAACAGAACUUAAUUUACAGUAGAAGUAUACACUUUUUUCAUCGGUCCUGCUUUUCACAAAACUGUGUGUGUUGCUGAUUACAUCUCGUAACACUUUUUUCCUUAUAUUGAAUAUGAUUAUAUUGAUUUCCAUUAGAUUAAUAUAAUGCAAGCAAGAUCAAAUUUGAGAUUAAGCAAACAUGUAUUUUCUAUGGAAACCAGAUUUGCAGCACUUGCUUCCUGUUUUGUUUGUUAGGACAUGAAAGCCAUGUAUUUGCUGCUGUUUUAGCUAGAAAUAUGGUGCAACUUGUUAUUUUGCAAAUUUUAAUACAGAUUCCCUUAUGAUAUGUUGCCAAUAAAUUUUGUUGUACUUGA